Onthophagus taurus is the source of this 2258-nucleotide messenger RNA. Its product is annotated as protein disulfide-isomerase A5. Gene Ontology annotation, cellular component: endoplasmic reticulum. Gene Ontology annotation, biological process: protein folding. The record is from RefSeq and is a predicted model, not a curated record. NCBI's taxonomy places the organism in Eukaryota, Metazoa, Arthropoda, Insecta, Coleoptera, Scarabaeidae. Gene Ontology annotation, molecular function: protein disulfide isomerase activity.
AUAACAUUUAUAUUGAUGUGACAUUUACAUCUGUCACAAAGCGGCACCCAAAAACAUAACCUCAAUGUGUUUACGUCCGCGUCAAUUUAAAAUUAAUCUAAAUAUUUACGACAUUUUCUAUAUUUAGGUCCAAAACGGUGAAUCUCGUACUUUACUCAGUUUUACUUAAUCAUGAAAUCUCUUUACUUAAGCUUUAUAUUGUUAUUAAUUUAUUUUAUUCCAAAUAAUGCAAAAACGAAUAAUAAAAACGUUGUGAUUGAAAAUGUAUCAGACAUCAAAGAUUUCAAAAAAGUCGUUCGCACAAAAACCAAUUUAUUAGUAUGUUUUGUAAGCAGUUUAAAAAAAGCUUCUGAUAUUGUUAAAGUUGUCCGAGAAGCGGCUUUUACGGUUAAAGGACAAGGUACUAUGAUGUUAGUGGAUUGUUCAAGUGAGGCUCGAAAGCUUUGUAAGAAAUUAAAGGUCUCACCUGAACCUAGUAUUUUAAAGCACUACAAAGAUGGUGAAUACCAUAAAGAUUAUGAUCGGAAAGGAACUGUUUCUUCAAUGGUUAAUUUUAUGAGAGAUCCAGCUGGAGAUAUUCCAUGGGAAGAGGAUAGUUCAGCCAAUCAUGUAGUUCACAUUUCAGAUGCUCAGAGUUUAGCAAAAUUCAUUCGAAAAGAAACCAAACCAAUUCUAAUCAUGUUUUACGCUCCAUGGUGUGGCUUUUGUAAAAGUUUAAAACCGGAAUAUUCAGCUGCUGCAACUGAACUUCAAGGUGAAGCAUAUUUAGCAGCAAUAGAUGUAAAUCGGCCCGAAAAUUCGGGAGUAAGAGCUCAAUAUAACAUCACAGGAUUUCCUACUUUACUUUAUUAUGAAAGUGGUGUUGUUAAAUAUCAAUAUGAAGGUGAAAACAACAAAGUUGGUAUUGUAGCUUUUAUGAGAAGCCCCUCAGCCCCCACCACAAAACUUAAAGAUCCAGAAUGGUCUGAUAGUGAUAGUGAUGUGGUCCAUUUAACUGCUAAUAACUUUGAUCCUGUUAUUCGAGAGGAAGCAUCCGUUUUAAUCAUGUUUUAUGCCCCUUGGUGUGGACAUUGCCAAAGAUUAAAACCUGAAUAUGAAAAAGCUGCUGCUCAAAUGAAAACAGAUGGGAUCCCCGGAAUGUUAGCAGCAAUUGAUGCUAAUAAAGAGCAAUCAAUUGCAACUAGAUUUGAUAUCCGAGGAUUCCCAACGAUUAAGUACUUUGUUUAUGGCGAAGUUAAGUUUGACGUUAACGUGAGGGACGCUCCUAAGAUAAUUGCGUUUAUGAGUAACCCAUCAGAACCCCCCGUUCCACCUCCAGCAGAGAUCCCAUGGGCCGAUGAUACCAAAACGAACGUUGUUCAUUUAAACGAGGACACAUUUAAACCAUUUUUGAAGAAGAAAAAACAUGUUUUGGUUAUGUUUUAUACUCCAUGGUGUGGUCAUUGUAAAAAAGCGAAACCGGAAUUCGAAAAAGCAGCUGAAAAAUUCCGAGAUGAUCCGAAAGUUGAAUUCGCCGCUGUUGAUUGUACCACGCAACAAAGUUUAUGUAGCGCACAAGAUAUAAAAGGUUACCCAACAAUACGUUACUUCAGUUACUUAAAAUUCGAGAAACCUUAUAGCGGUGCUAGAACGGCCCAAGAUUUUGAAAAAUUCAUGCGCGACCCAGAAGCUGCAAAACCACCUCAAUCAAUGCCUAAACCAAAAUCGGAACAAUGGCGCAAAGAAACGACAACGGCUAUUUUACAUUUAACUGAUAAUAAUUUUAAAAGAGAAAUUGCUAAAGGUAGCCCAGUUUUAGUGAUGUUCUACGCUCCGUGGUGUGGUCAUUGCAACAAAAUGAAAUCAGAUUAUAAUAAAGCGGCUGAAGAUAUGAAAAAGGAAGGCUUUCAAGGAAGUUUUGCUAUGUUUGAUUGUACGGAAAAUCCUGAAAUUACGGAAGAGUUUCAAAUUUCUGGAUUUCCGACGAUUAAAUUAUUCGUCGGUGGGAAAUAUGUUAAGGAUUAUCGUGGCUCGAGAACUAUGGAAGAUUUAAAAACUUUUAUGAAAACGUCAAAUAUCCGAGAUCGUCAAGAACUUUGAAGAAAUUAAAAAAAUCGUAUAAUAUAAUUUUGUAUGUUGUAUGUAUUUUUUUUUUUUUAUAGUUUUGAUGAUGUAAUGUUGAUGGAAGAAUAUCUGUAUACCUCAUUUUCUUGUAGACUGACUUGUUUUCUCCUAUUAUAUCAAUUUAUUACUAAUUAAUAUUGACUAAUAUUUGGCAA